Messenger RNA from Rhincodon typus (whale shark), 969 nucleotides. Its product is annotated as leucine-rich repeat flightless-interacting protein 2-like. The transcript is spliced from 12 exons. NCBI's taxonomy places the organism in Eukaryota, Metazoa, Chordata, Chondrichthyes, Orectolobiformes, Rhincodontidae. The record is from RefSeq and is a predicted model, not a curated record. The coding region runs from base 1 to 969 and encodes 322 amino acids. Gene Ontology annotation, biological process: regulation of DNA-templated transcription.
AUGCACAAAGGACACAUACCAGCAGUGGCAGAAGCCAGGCUUGCAGCUAAGCGGGCAGCCCGAGCAGAAGCUCGAGAUAUCCGAAUGAAAGAACUGGAGCGACAGCAAAAAGAGAUUUAUCGCUCAUCUGGUAGGAAGUGGGGAGAGAUUCACCAGUGGAUGGAGAAUACAGAGCGUGCCAAGCAUUCUUAUAGGCCUAGUCGACAUCACAUGGCAACAAAUCAUGAUGCCUUGUCUGUUCACAGUGCUAGCAGCCAAAGGGUGUCAUUGAACGAUGAGAGACUUUACAGUUACAGUCGGAGAUAUAGUUCAAGAACUAAUUCAGAUGAUGAAAAAAUGAGCACCAUGUCCCAAGACAAUAUCAGCCAGGGACGUCGUGACAGUGUGUCCUCUGAUUUUUCUGAUCACAGUGGAUCGAUAGCUGACUAUUUUAGCCGCUCAAACCGCAGGGGAAGUGUGGUCUCGGACUUGGAUGAUAUUUCUGCCCCAGACCUCCUUAGUUUGGAGGAGAAGACUGAAUCAUUUUCUCGGCCUGCUUCUCGAAAUGCAGUCGCAGGGUUGUCACCAGCAACACUGGCCUCACUUGGAGGAUCCUCCUCUCGACGAGGGAGCGGGGAUACCAGUAGUAUACUAGAUCCAGAUGUUUCACUCAGUGAAUUGCGGGAUAUCUAUGAGCUUAAGGACCAGAUACAAGAUGUAGAGGGGAGAUACAUGCAGGGAUUAAAAGAACUUAAGGAUUCCUUAUUAGAGGUCGAAGAAAAAUAUAAGAAAGCUAUGGUCUCCAAUGCACAACUAGACAAUGAAAAAUCUAACCUCAUCUACCAAGUGGAUACACUAAAAGAUGUUAUUGAGGAAAUGGAAGAACAGAUGGCUGAGCUAUUUAGGGAGAAUGAGGAAAAAUCCAAGGUAAUCUGUUAUGAACAACUUAGGCAGUGCCUGGGAAUUCCAGUUUGUUUGUUUUGUACAUAA